UCGCGUUUUGGUCAUUUAGAUGCAAUCGGCUUAAUAAUAUUUCAAUACUAAAAUCAUAUCUAAAUAGAUUGUCGAUUAGUACAAAUCUAGUGGUUAAUUUAAAAUAAAUAAAUUCAAGACAAUAAAAUUUAUUGAAAAUGUGGCCAGAUUGAUAAUAUUAAAUAGUAAUUAUUUAGUGAAUAGCCCCGGGGUCUUUGAUUUUCAUAGUCCGUUACCUGGCGAGCAGCCAUCAUCCCUGUGUUCUAUUGUUCGCUCAUUAUGUAUCCGGCACUUAACCACGUGUUAUGUCAAUAUAUUCAAUUUAUUUUAAUGCAUUAUCGAAUUAAUUUCCAAUAGUAUAUAAUUAUUGAUAAUUUAGUAACAUGGGUACAGAUUUUGUUGAAGAUUGGACCAUUGUAAGUACCUUAGGGGAAGGAGCAUUUGGAGAAGUAAAAUUAUUGGUUAACAAAACAACUAGCGAUGCAGUAGCAAUGAAAAUGAUAGAUUUAGAAAAGCAUCCAAAAGCUUCAGAAAAUGUGCAAAAAGAAAUAUGUAUCCAUCGUAUGUUAAACGAUCCAUCGAUAAUUCGUUAUUAUGGGCAAAGAAAGGAAGGUCACAAAGAAUAUAUUUUUUUAGAAUACGCCGCUGGAGGUGAAUUAUUUGAUCGAAUAGAACCGGACGUAGGUAUGCCUGAAUUAAUUGCACAAAAAUAUAUGCGGCAAUUGAUGUCAGGCGUUGAAUAUUUGCACAAAAAAGGUGUUUGUCAUCGCGAUUUGAAACCAGAAAAUUUAUUAUUAGAUGCAAACGAUAAUUUAAAAAUAACAGAUUUUGGUAUGGCUACUAUAUUUAGAGUGCGAGGGAAAGAACGUCCCCUCGAAACACGAUGUGGAACCUUACCAUAUGUUGCACCCGAAGUUCUUAAACGACCGUAUCGUGCUCAGCCAGUUGAUAUCUGGUCAUGUGGUAUUAUUCUUGUUGCAAUGCUCACCGGAGAAUUACCCUGGGAUAAACCAGCGUUAGAUUGUCCUGAAUAUCAUAAAUUUCGCGAAGAACAGUUUCCUUCCUUUUCGCCAUGGAAUAAAAUUGGUAAUAUGGCAUUAUCAUUAAUUUAUUCGAUAUUGAAAGCGGAACCAGAAAAACGAGCUACAUUGGAUCAAAUUCAUAAAAAUCGUUGGAUGUGUCAUACAUUUACCUCGAACGAUGAGAAGACCAAUUGUCCGGGAUCACCAAAACGAAAAUGCUAUGGCGCUGGAUUUAUUGAUGAUGUUGAUGGAAAAAUAUGUCAAUCUCAACCGGAAUCGUUACGUGUAUCAAAUAUUAAUGAUGUAGCUACGGCAGUCACACAUAACACAAAUGAUAUUAUCAGUUUCUCACAACCAACCCACUUAGACGAUUUACUAUUAAGUACACAACUACAUUUCACACAAUCGCCUGUUAAUCAAAAUCAUUAUCAAAAAUUAGUGAAACGUAUGACACGUUUCUUUGUAAAUACAAAUUGGGAAACUACCGUACAACAAUUAUGUGAUUAUUUCGAUAAGCAGUCAUUCAAAUGGAGUAUAAAUUCAGGAAUGGUAACAAUAACUACAAUGGAUUGUCGAAAUAUGCAGUUGGUAUUUAAAGCUCAUGUGUUAGAUAUGGAUGGUCAUAUACUAGUUGACUUUAGAUUAUCUAAAGGCUGUGGCUUAGAAUUCAAAAGACGUUUUGUUAAAAUUAAACAACAUUUCCAGAAUAUUAUUGUAAAAGGUGCCAUCGAUACAUUGUGGCUGGUUCCGACCAAGUGAAAAUUAUUUGCAUGAUAGUGUUGUCUUCAAGAAUAAUUAAUUAAAUAGAUCUGUUAAAAAAUUAGAAUAUAGAUUAUAUAGUCAAUACAUUUUGUAGCUUUAAAAAAUAGAAUCUUGUCAAUUGCUAUCAUAAGUUAAGUGUAAAGUGAUUUUUAUGUAUUUUUUAUAA
Chrysoperla carnea is the source of this 1929-nucleotide messenger RNA. It is a transcript of the gene grp, whose product is annotated as serine/threonine-protein kinase grp. Gene Ontology annotation, biological process: DNA damage checkpoint signaling; protein phosphorylation. Lineage: Eukaryota; Metazoa; Arthropoda; Insecta; Neuroptera; Chrysopidae. Gene Ontology annotation, cellular component: nucleus. Gene Ontology annotation, molecular function: protein serine/threonine kinase activity; ATP binding. The record is from RefSeq and is a predicted model, not a curated record. The coding region runs from base 363 to 1760 and encodes 465 amino acids. The transcript has 7 exons.